UUAACUGGACUUCUGCAAAAAAUCUUAUCUUGAAUAAGUAGUCUAGAAGAUGGCGAAGAAAGAAUCUGGUAUACAGUUCUUGGCAAGGUUAGGAAGUAGACCGUCAUUAACUGGAAUACAACCAAAGAUAUUCGGAGAGGAAGGUCCACAAGCCAAAGAUGUCAUUGAACUUUAUGGAGGAGAGGGAACUGGUAAGACAGAGUUCCUGGUCCAUUUGAUUUGUAAAUGCAUUUUACCCGAGCAUUGGAACAAUAUUCCCUUAAAUGGACAGUCAGCUGGGGUCAUUUUCAUUGAUACUGACUACAAGUUUUCAAUCUUGCGACUAGUGGCUGUGAUGGAAAAAUAUGUUUUGGAUCGAGUAAAUGUCAAUAUGAACGAUGCAGUGACUAAUUCUGACGGAGUUGAAUCUUUGAUUAGCGAGUGUUUAAAAAAGUUACAUGUAUUACGCUGUUCAAGUAGCGAACAGUUAGUUGUCACGUUGCACGAUCUGGAAAAUUUGAUUUGUAACCAAUCAAGCGUAUCUGUUAUAAUGAUUGACAGUAUUUCAUCGUUUUAUUGGAUAGAUAAAUUAAAUGGCGGUGAAAGUACUCAGGCUCAAGAAUCCGGUAUGAAAUAUGCGACUGAAAUUCUUUCUAAAUUGGUUAAUACAUAUAAUUUAACAGUUAUUGCCACAAAAGCGGCAGUAUAUAAGAAGAAAGGGCAGAGUGAAUGUUUUGAUGGUGACGAAAAAGCACAUUCAAAACAACUGAUUAAUCAAGAUUUGGAAUUAUCUCAUGCAGAGUUUAUGUGCAAACCAUGGCAACGACUUGUUAGUCAUAGACUGAUACUUGUAAAAGAUUACAAAGAUGGGAACCAGGACCAGUUGUUUGUUAUUGGCGGAGACUGUGCACAGGGGAACCAGUCAUUUGGAAUUUGUGAAUCUGGAAUAAACUUUUUAUGAUAAUAAUUGUUGCAUUUUCGUAAUUUUCGAAGAUGCUAUUGUCAAUAUUGUUACACUGCUGACUGUUUUACUUGUUAGGUCUUUAGCUCUGACUAUACAAAUAUUUUGGACAUCAGUCCUUAACAUCACAGUAAUAAUCUUUGUCAUUCGUAAACAGAUUUUAAUUUCAUUAAUGUUUUGUAUAGUGAAAUAUUUUUACUAUUAUAGUUGUUAAUAUUUAUGAGUGCACUUAAAAUGUGGGUAGCAAUUUGUGUGUGCUUGAAUGUUCUGUCCUUGUGUAUGUAUACCAUCAAUACUCGCGGCCUGUAUGGCUGGGUAGUUUAGCACCUUGUCGUCAAAACACUUGCUCCUUACUGCAGUGGGUACAAAUUACAGCCAGGGACUUUGAAUUCUUUCAUGUUAGGAAGCUAUACAGCUAGCUUACGCAAAAUUGAUGGUUCUACUCAGGUGUGAGUUUUGCUUGA
Molecule: messenger RNA, 1404 nt
Organism: Ruditapes philippinarum (Manila clam)
Lineage: Eukaryota; Metazoa; Mollusca; Bivalvia; Venerida; Veneridae
Product: DNA repair protein XRCC2-like
Exons: 3
Coding region: 50-940 (296 amino acids)
Biological process (GO): DNA strand invasion; double-strand break repair via homologous recombination
Cellular component (GO): Rad51B-Rad51C-Rad51D-XRCC2 complex; centrosome; replication fork
Molecular function (GO): ATP-dependent DNA damage sensor activity; ATP binding; four-way junction DNA binding
Source: RefSeq, a predicted model, not a curated record